Alternaria rosae is the source of this 1397-nucleotide messenger RNA. Its product is annotated as heterokaryon incompatibility protein-domain-containing protein. The transcript is spliced from 2 exons. Lineage: Eukaryota; Fungi; Ascomycota; Dothideomycetes; Pleosporales; Pleosporaceae. The annotation marks the transcript as partial. The record is from RefSeq and is a predicted model, not a curated record.
GCUCUUAGUCAUUGUUGGGGGACUACCUCACAGUUCACAACUACGAAGGUUACAAUUUACGAAAGAAAAGAAAACAUUUUCCUCGCACAGUUGACGAACACGUUUCGAGAAGCCGUUCAGGUGGCUCGGGCGUUGAAAAUUCGGUAUCUUUGGAUUGAUUCGCUAUGUAUAGUGCAAGACGAUCAUGAUGAUUGGGCGCAAGAAGCAUCUCGCAUGUUGACCGUGUAUCGGAAUGCGCUGAUUACUAUCUCAGCGACGUCGUCAAAAUCGGGAAAUGAAGGUCUGUUUCAAAGAUGGUCCGAGUUCGAGACCCGCGUCAUCCCGGGAGACGAAGAAGCAGGCACAUUCAUCUUCAGUGCCGAGCGAGAACACUUCGGCGGGCAGUGGGGGUCUCAUAGACAGGAAUAUCCACUCCUGAGUCGGGCUUGGGCCCUCCAAGAGCGCUUGCUAUCUCCCCGUAUCCUACAUUUUGGACGCAGCGAGUUACACUUUGAGUGCAUCGAAGAGUUUCGAUGCGAGUGUUCUGGUACCCAAGAUUACAGCUGGACAACUUUUAUCAAGGAACCAAAGAUAUAUCUGCUUUCGAGGAUACUGCUUCGACAAGCCGCAGGAGAGAUAUGGCAGAGUAUACUCAGGCAACAUAGUUCGCUGCAGUUGACAUAUCCAAGUGACAAACUCGUGGCGUUGGGUGGACUCGCGAAGCAACUUGCGGAGCCUGGCGACCAGUAUCUAGCAGGACUCUGGAAAAGUAGGAUUCUUGAAAACCUUCAAUGGGAAAUUGCAAGACACGUUGACUUGCAUCCAAGGCCGAAAUGGAGAGUGCCUUCAUGGUCCUGGGCAUCUAUAGAGGGAUCACUCUCUGCAGUCAGCGCCUUCGCUAGAAGUUCUACACCAAUGCGGCAUGAGUUAUCAGCCCAGUUGAUCGACUACAAAAUAGUCCCAAAGACUAACGACGAGUAUGGCGAGAUUCAGUCAGGUACAAUCCAGCUGCUCGCUCAUUGUUCGCUGGUUACAUGGAAAGAGAACCCCGAGAAAUGCAGAUGCGGUAACACGCACUACUACGUUGUCUUCCCCAAUGACCAAGAGAGGGACGUCAUCACCGAUGCCAUAGACGAGAUAACGCCAAUGCACACUACACAAGCUGGACCUGUAGAGACUGUAUGCGUCUUGAUUUACGAACACCAAAGUCAGCGUACCUCACUUGUUCUCCGGCGAUUAAAGUCAGAAAGAUAUGCCUUCCAGCGUGUAGGACUCACGCGCGACGUUGGCAUUAACGGUCCUCUGGAGGAUGUAUGGAGGCUCUUCCCACGAGAAAGGCGCAUAGUGACAAUAGUGUAGCUAUGUCCAUCUUCAUGUAAACGUCAAACUGCUUCUGGUUACAUUCUCCUCGAAAGUAU